AUGCCAUUUCCAACUAUUACUUCUUUAAAUUUGUUAGAAUUACAUAUUUGUGUGGAUUAUUUCAGUGAUUUGCUUUGUUUACUUGAUGGACGUUUCAAUCAACUACAUACAUUAUAUGUUAAUAUCUAUCAUAUUAAAUACAGCCGUUCAAAAAUUAAUAGUGGGGAAAAAUUAUCUAAUCUAAAGUGUUUCUCGCUAUAUUCUGAUAUGCGUACACUUGUUUAUGAUGAAUUAAUUGUACCAUUUCUACAUCGAAUGUUGAACUUAGAAAAACUUGAUUUACAUCUUAAGGUAGAUCGUCAUAAAGGAUUUAUUAAUGGGAAUGAUUUAAAAGAAAAUAUUAUCAAUUAUAUGCCACGAUUAAAUAAACUUACAUUUAAUAUUCGUUUAUUCAAUCAUAUUUCUAAUAAAAUUAAUUUACCUUCAAAUGAAGAUAUUCAAUAUACAUUCAAAGAUUUUAAAGAUAAUCAAAUUAUUUCUUGUGUUGAUCUUUUUCAAGAAGAACAAUUUCGUUACUGUCAUAUUUAUUCAUAUCCAUAUAAAAUGAAAUAUUAUGAUAAUAUUUCAAAUAAUUUUCCGGGUGGAUUAUUUAAAUAUGUUCAUAAAGUAUCAUUAUAUGAUGAAUAUCCAUUUGAACAUGAAUUUUUUCUUCGAAUUGAGAAAUCAUUUCCAUUCAUGAAAGAAUUAACUGUAAUUAAUGAUAAACCGCAAAAGAAUAAAUUAUAUAGAAAAUCAAAGAAUGACAAUCAAGAUUCAUCAAUUAUUAAAUAUCCUCAUCUGACUGGUCUCAAUCUUGUUAGAGCUCACGAUGAUUACGUCGAACAAUUUCUAGUUGAUACGGAAAUGUGUUUGCCAAAUGAUGUUCAUCUUUCUGUCUAUUAUGAAGCAAUAAAAAUGGUUACUGAAAAUUUCACAAGAAAUACAACACGAAUUAAUUGUGCAAAACUGCGUUCUUUACAUCUAUGGCGUGCAUGUGAAAUUACUAAACAUGUAAAAGACUAUUUUCCUCAUACACACAUAUUUUGAUUUGUAAAUGAUUGCUACAAUAAAACAUUGAAGGAAAACGGAUUAAUUUUUAUAUAGAUAAAAGGUAUUACAAUGGAGAGAAAUGAAUGAAAGAAAAUUCUAGUUCGAAAUAAGUUUUUAAUGAACACAUUGUUACGAAUAAAAGUAUGCUCACCAACUUAUGCAUAUAUUUUCGUAAAAAAUCGAAAAUCAAAUCAUAAAUGAGGAAUAUUGAUUCGUAUUGAGAGAACAAUAAAUUGUUAUUGAACUUCGUCAUCGAAAUAAUUACAUGAAAUAAGAGUAAUUGAUUUUAUUGAAUGAGAAGUAUGUAAAUGAAUGUGACUAGAAAUUUGUUUGUUUUCCAAAUUCACGUUCUUUUUUUUGAGUUAAUUGUGACAAUUGAACGUUUUAAAGCUAAAUUGAAAUACGAUCAAAGUGUUGAAUGUAAAUGAAGAAGAAAAAAAAAUUGAUCCAAUAAUUUUAACAAGUAUAACUUUGUCAAAAAUAAAACAGUGUCAAGAUAUUACUUGUAUACAUAUGUAUUGGAAAUAGAAUAAGUCCGAUAGUUAUCAUCGCUAGAAAAGCAUAAGAUUGACAUGUUGAACUCUUUCAUUUAUUGAUGUUAAAUCAGUUCGAAAGAUUUUAUUUGUUAUUGUUGAUUAUGAAUACCUUUUUUUGAAAUAUUUUCGGCAAUGUAAUUGAAUUGCUCUCCAAACAAUUAAAAUUAUUACUAUAAUUAAUUAUUAUUCCUGUUGAAAAAACUCAAAAAUCUAAACUUAUUUCCAUAUAUUCGAACUCA
Molecule: messenger RNA, 1804 nt
Organism: Rotaria sp. Silwood1
Lineage: Eukaryota; Metazoa; Rotifera; Eurotatoria; Philodinida; Philodinidae
Source: the annotation of a GenBank genome assembly